This is a messenger RNA of Megalops cyprinoides (Indo-Pacific tarpon), 3379 nucleotides long. It is a transcript of the gene acss1, whose product is annotated as acyl-CoA synthetase short chain family member 1. Gene Ontology annotation, cellular component: mitochondrion. NCBI's taxonomy places the organism in Eukaryota, Metazoa, Chordata, Actinopteri, Elopiformes, Megalopidae. The coding region runs from base 151 to 2250 and encodes 699 amino acids. The record is from RefSeq and is a predicted model, not a curated record. Gene Ontology annotation, molecular function: acetyl-CoA synthetase activity; AMP binding. The transcript has 14 exons.
GCAGGAACUCAUGAGUCUGUUUCGACACGUAGCCCUGUGACUUUCUUCUUAAUAUUUUUGUAUCUAUGAGUUGUUCCCACCCUUUUUUGUACCACCUGAGGAACUUGAGAGAUAGGGCAGGCAGUAGUCAGAGAAAAGACAGAGGGGAACAUGGCCGCGCAUAAAAGCAAAAGUUGGCUUUAUAUGUUGUGCAGAGAGGCUAUUUCCUUUAGGGGUGAUAACCGCUAUCACAGAGGCAUCUUUUGCACGUCCGAGAAAGUCAUCAAGUACCAGAGACGAAGUCGUUCUGACUUCGGAAAGAAAACGAGCUUGGCUCCUAAUAUAAGCUCCUCUCUUGCUGGAAGGUCCUACCGAGAAUUGUAUGAACUGUCAGUGGAAGAUCCGGACACUUUCUGGGGAUCAGUUGCGAACGAGAGGCUUUUAUGGAGCAGACCUUUCGACCAAGUGAAGAACUGCGAUAUCACGCAAGGAAGAAUCAACUGGUUUCUUGGAGGACAACUGAACGUUUCUGUGAAUUGUUUGGAUGUGCAUGUGGCCAGACAUCCGGACAGAGUUGCUCUGGUGUGGGAGAGGGAUAAACCUCGCACCGAGGUGAAGGUCACCUACAAGGAGCUCCUGGAGACCACCUGCCGCCUGGCCAACACCCUGAAGAGACAUGGCGUGCAGCGAGGGGACCGGGUGGCCAUCUACAUGCCCGUCUCCCCACUGGCCGUGGCGGCCAUGCUGGCCUGCGCUCGGAUUGGCGCCGUUCACACAGUGGUGUUCGCAGGCUUCAGUGCGGAGGCCCUGGCGGGAAGAAUCCAGGAUGCUCGGUGCAAGGCUGUGGUCACCUGUAACCAGGGCGUGCGAGGGGGCCGGGUGAUCGACCUGAAGGCCACGGUGGACGCGGCCGUGAAGGGCUGCAGCUCUGUCCAGCACGUGUUCGUGGCUCAGAGGACGGAUAACCGAGUGCCCAUGGGUGAGCUGGACGUCCCCUUGGAAGAGGAGAUGGCGAAGGAGUCGGUGGAGUGCCCCCCGGAGGCCAUGGACAGUGAGGACAUGCUCUUCAUGCUGUACACCUCAGGCAGCACGGGCAAGCCCAAAGGAAUUGUCCACACACAGGCUGGGUACCUGCUCUAUGCUGCCCUCACACACCAGUACGUGUUCGGCUAUCAGCCAGGGGAUGUGUUUGGAUGCGUGGCGGACAUCGGUUGGGUGACGGGGCACAGCUACGUCGUGUACGGGCCUCUCUGCAACGGGGCCACCACUGUUCUCUUUGAGAGCACUCCUGUGUACCCGGAUCCAGGCCGGUACUGGGAGACGGUGGAGAGGCUGGGAAUCAACCAGUUCUAUGGCGCGCCCACGGCCAUCCGCCUGCUGCUGAAGUAUGGGGAGAGCUGGGUGAAGAAGUACGACAGGUCGUCCCUCAAGACCCUCGGCUCGGUGGGAGAGCCUAUCAAUCACGAGGCAUGGGAGUGGUUCUACAAUGUGGUGGGAGAUGGAAAAUGCCCCCUGGUGGACACGUGGUGGCAGACAGAGACUGGCGGGGUCUGCAUCGCGCCACGGCCUGCGGAGGACGGGGCGGAGAUCAUCCCCGCCAUGGCCAUGAGGCCCUUUUUCGGCAUACAACCAGUGCUCAUGGAGGAGAAGGGGAUGGUGAUAACAGGAAAUGAUGUCAGUGGGGCUCUUUGUAUCAGCCAGCCCUGGCCUGGUAUGGCUAGGACCAUCUAUGGAGACCACCAGAGAUUUGUGGAUGCUUACUUUAAACCAUACCCUGGAUAUUAUUUUACUGGGGAUGGGGCAUACCGCUCUAAAGAGGGCUAUUACCAGAUCACAGGACGUAUGGAUGAUGUCAUCAACAUCAGCGGCCACCGAUUGGGCACCGCAGAGAUUGAGGAUGCCUUGGAUGAACACUCUGAGGUUCCAGAAACAGCAGUGAUUGGUAUUCCUCACGACAUCAAAGGGGAAGUUCCAUUUGCAUUCGUUGUUCUAAAAGAAGGCGUUUCUCUUGACCAUGCCGUGGUGAUUGAAGAACUUAAACGCCUAGUGGCAACAAAAAUCGCCAAGUAUGCCAUUCCUGAUCACUUUCUGGUUGUGAAACGGCUCCCAAAGACUCGCUCCGGGAAGAUCAUGAGGCGGAUCCUGCGGAAAGUGGCCAUGGACCAAACAGAUGACUUGGGUGACGUGUCCACACUGGACGACCCCAGCGUGGUCACGGAGAUCAUCCAGGUCUACAACCAGUUCAAGAGUCAGCAAGCUCAGAAGAAAUAAAAGGCCACUAUGCUGCCCAUUGGACAGUGUAACCAACAUAGUAUUACCCUGCUUGUUUCAUAGCAUUAUCCAGACUGUGUCAGUUCAGGUGUUGCUGAAUUACCUGUACUAAUGUUAUACUGAAGGGUACUGUAUGCUCUUUAGGUUCAACCAUGGGACCUCAUUGUGUCCUUUGUGGCAUAUGUAUAUAGCCAGUUCUUGCACUGCAUUCUUUGCAGAGGUCUCCUUGGCAGUUUCGCUCUGCAGAAGGUUAUCCUGGUCUCUAAAUAAAUAGGUAAACUGCGGCCACAAAUGCAGAGCACCGCUGCUAUCAUGCUAGCCUUCUGAUACUUUCAAUCAUGAGUCACUGCACACCACUGUUGACACAUUGCCAUGGAAUUUAAUUAACACUUGAUUUGGUUAUAAAGACUGCUUUUUUGUAGGUCAGACAAAAGCAGACAAUAGUGUGUGUGCUCAACAGUGUCUUAAGUAACAGAGAUGCAGACUGAUGGCCAAGGGAAUCAGUCUUCCAGAAUGUAGUGCUACCUUAGAUAGCUUGUCAGUCAAGUACUUCCAUUUUAUCUCCAGGAGACAUCAUGUCUUAGCCAUAAGGUAUGACUUAUGGAAUUAUGGGCAGCAACAUUCUUUUUCAUGGCCAGAGCAGACAUAGCAAUCAAUUUUGUACAUACCAGCUAACAAAAAAUGCAAAUCCAUAAUUCAUUCCAUUCUAUUGAUUUUGAACAUUUUAUUUAUCAGCUAUCUAUAUAAGUUUGUCUGGAGAAAAUGUUAUUUCAGGUUAAUAAAGACAGAUAUCCAUGUGAGAUUCCUGUAAAGAUCUAUGGUAAGAGCAGUUGAAUCAAGCAUAAACAUUUAACACACAAUUGAUGUUAUUUUACCUAGGGUGGAGUUGCCAGCUUGCUUAAAAAAUCAAAAUGGGAGCUAUCAAAUUGCAAUGCAAAAUGAAUAUUUACAGAUAAACAAAGAUAGACAAACAGAUAAAUAUUUUUUGCUAAAUAAAUGACAGCAGCCAGCCUCUUUUAAUGUUAUUAUCAUGCAGUCCACAAAAGAGCAACCACAAUGUAUUGUUAUUAUAUUUUGAAGCCUGAUAACUUGAAGACUUAGAUCUAGUCACCUGCAAUCACCUAAACCA